This is a messenger RNA of Mus caroli (Ryukyu mouse), 3161 nucleotides long. The record is from RefSeq and is a predicted model, not a curated record. Lineage: Eukaryota; Metazoa; Chordata; Mammalia; Rodentia; Muridae.
UCCUGCGCGGUCCACACUUCCCCUAGGCUGCCGGUCCGCUUCCGGGGUCCCGGCGCGCACGCGCACUCGUAGGAGUGUUUUGACAGCUCCGGGCGAGAAGGAGCAGGUGUUCCGAGAGUGGGCAGCGCGCCGCCUAGUGAGAGCUGGCAUUAUGGCGAACCUGGGAAGCGAGGCCGAGCGGGAGCCCCUCUUGGGCCCCGGAUCACCCGGAAGCAGGUUCACAGGCUUGGGGACAAGCACCUGGACGACUGAACUGUCUCCACCACUGUUUGCUUUAUAUUUAGAGACGGGGUCGCCUGAAACCUUGGCCUCAACUGCAGUAGACUUACAUACAUGUAGAAAUCUGUCUUGGAAUGUUUGUGACUGCCAGAAGCUAAGACUGCUGUUGCGUAAAGACUCUCAAAGCAUUUACUUCUCUCUGCAGAUUGAUCAGACAGCUGAUGCAAGUUUUUUGGGCUGGGUUAUUGCUUCAUAUAGUCUUGGCCAAAUGGUAGNUUCACCUCUAUUUGGCUUAUGGUCUAAUUAUAGGCCGAGAAAAGAACCUCUNAUCGUCUCCAUCUCNAUUUCGGUGGCAGCCAACUGCCUAUAUGCGUAUGUCCACGUGCCAGCUGCUCAUAAUAAAUACUACAUGUUGAUUGCUCGUGGAUUGGUAGGAUUUGGAGCAGGAAAUGUUGCCGUUGUCCGAUCAUACAUUGCUGGUGCUACUUCCCUUCAGGAAAGAACAAAUGCCAUGGCUAAUACAAGCACAUGCCAAGCCCUGGGCUUUAUUCUCGGUCCAGUUUUUCAGACUUGCUUUGCACUCAUUGGAGAAAAAGGUGUGACAUGGGACAUCAUCAAGCUGCAGGUCAACAUGUACACAGCACCAGUUUUACUUGCAGCCUUCCUGGGAAUUCUAAACAUUAUUCUGAUUCUUUUUAUAUUAAGAGAGCAUCGUGUGGAUGACUUGGGACGUCAGUGUAAGAGUGUGAAUUUCCAAGAAGAAAAUACAGAUGAACCUCAGAUUCCUGAAGGAAGUAUUGAUCAAGUUGCUGUUGUGGCUACCAAUAUUGUGUUUUUUGUGGUUUUGUUUAUCUUUGCUGUUUAUGAAACAAUCCUCACCCCACUAACACUGGACAUGUACGCCUGGACCCAGGAGCAGGCUGUGCUCUAUGAUGGAAUCCUCCUUGUUGCUUUUGGAGUCGAGGCAGUUCUUGUCUUCAUGGGGGUUAAAUUACUUUCCAAAAAGCUUGGCGAGCGUGCUAUUCUCCUGGGAGGAUUUGUGGUUGUAUGGGUCGGCUUCUUUAUCUUGUUACCCUGGGGAAAUCAGUUUCCCAAAAUACAGUGGGAAGAUUUACACAACAGCUCAACCCCUAAUACUACAUUUGGGGAAAUAAUUAUUGGUCUUUGGAAUUCUCCAAGAGAAGAUCACAGUGAACAGCCAACUGGGUGCCCAAUUGAACAGACCUGGUGCCUGUACACCCCAGUGAUUCAUCUGGCCCAGUUCCUGACAGCUGCUGUGUUAAUUGGAACAGGCUAUCCAGCCUGCAGUGUCAUGUCCUAUACAUUAUACUCAAAAGUUCUAGGACCCAAACCUCAGGGUAUAUACAUGGGCUGGUUAACCACUUCUGGAAGUGCAGCACGGAUUCUUGGGCCUGUGUUCAUCAGCCAUGUGUACACUUACUUGGGCCCACGAUGGGCCUUCAGCCUUGUGUGUGGGAUAGUAGUGCUCACCAUCUUGCUAAUAGGAGCUGUUUACAAAAGACUCAUUGCCUUUUCUGUCAGAUAUAUGAGGAUCCAGGAGUAAGUUAGAGAGUCUGUGCUGCCACUGUCUUCAACUCAACAUUAACUGACUUUGAAUGGUAGGAUGUAUAAAAACAUUCUGAAUCAUAAUCUCCUUAUCAAAGGUGAGCUGCUUUCAUAUCAUACUUUACUGGAGUCCCAUGAACUCAACAGUGAAAAGAUAAUGGUCUGUAGGUAUGAAACUACACUUAGUGUGAACUGUAGGGCUCUGUCUAAAGCAAUGGACUAUGCAGUGGAACUGGACAAAACUUCUGUAUUAAUUAAUCAGAGCCAACAUUUAGUUUAAAAAAUGAAACAUUUUUUAAACUAAAUAAAAAUAUUUUUUCAUUAAUGUUUUUAAAAAAUAAAAAUGCAUUAUUAUUCAACUUCCUAAUGAAAUAAAACUGAGCCUUAAAACCUGAACACCAUUCUUUCCACCUUAUACUACAUGGUCUUCUGAAGCUGUCAGCAGUAAAUGAUGGCAAGCAGGAUUUUGCUUCAGCUAGUUUGUUUUGUCAGACACUGGACGUCCUCUCCUGCCAUUCUGUGUUUUCUUUCAUCUUUGGAUCACUGCUGACCUUAAAAUUCUACCUUUGUGUGGUAUGCCCAGAGACAGAAAUAACCAGUGAGAACGAGAGCACGCCAACGUUUCUGUGUAAUUCACAGUAGUGUCUCACAGCAAGCUUAGAGCUGAAGGUAAGAUCCUGACCUGUGAUACACAUGAAUGAAGUAUACAAGUCACUUGUCUUCAGAGACUACCUCAUGACUGCUGCACUUCCUACAGGAAAACUGCAAGAAACCAUUUCUACUUGUGACUCAGAUUUGCAGAUAUUUGGGGAAAAAGUAAAGUGCACUGAGUGAAGAAGCCUUUAUCUUAGCAUACAUGUUCCCAGCAAGAACGUGACAGACAUUUCCCAGCCCUAGAAUUCUAAUACUGCCAUUCAGAAAGCUACAACCCAGCAAAAUGACUGCACCUUCUUUGUUACUGAGACACUCGCUUCCUGGGAGAUUAGACUAACAUCACCUCAACACCAAAGUGAGGGAAGUAAGAGGUAUAGGGGAGGGAGCUGAGAGGUAAAAACUGUUAAAUAGUGUAUAUUAAAGGAGUGGGGAAAAAAAAAGAGUGAAAAGGGGCAAUGGUCUUAUUUUUGCAAGUCUAGCAAAGGAUUAUUUUUUUAUUCUGAAUGUACUGUCACUUCAUAAAGCAUCUCUAGCCAUUAUGCUUUUCUAUUUAAAACAAGCUCUUUUCUUUUAUGAAAAUGAAAUAAGCUUGUAAAUUUUAAUUUAAUGAAGAUAAACUACUGUUUGGAUCUGACUACCAUUUACUGUUGAAGAUUUAUUGUAACUUUGUUCCAUUUUGAGUAUUCAUUUCAAAUAAAGCAAGACUGUAAGAAGGACCUGAA